This is a messenger RNA of Nothobranchius furzeri (turquoise killifish), 4523 nucleotides long. The record is from RefSeq and is a predicted model, not a curated record. Lineage: Eukaryota; Metazoa; Chordata; Actinopteri; Cyprinodontiformes; Nothobranchiidae.
UGUAGGCAGACAGGAGACAGAGCUGAUGGAGGUUCUCAGUCAUUGAAGGAUGGCUGAAGGCUUUCCAGGAACAGGAGAUGUGGUGUUGUCUCUUCUCUCUCUAUUCUGCCAGAUGAGCUGAUAGGUUACAGGUGUGUGAGGACAUCCUCAUGCUGUCAUAACCAGAUGACAGGAGUUAUCAGGUGAUCAGCCAGGCUAAUGAUGAGAUGCAGAAAGAAAACAAAUCAUGCAGAAAGAAAACAAAUCCGGGACAGUGUACAAUAAUAACAAUAAUAUGUGGUGUUGCUCACCUUAUGUGCUCUUAUAGAGUAUUAACGUGUGCCUGCCUCAUGGUGUAGAGUCCAUAUUUUGCUGAGUGUCCUGCAAUAAUGCAGGUUAUUAGUUAAUUUACUUUUGAUAGCAAAGAACAAAAUAUUUAAUGUAAAAGUUAUUUACCAGGUGAAUCGGCUCACACGUCACCACCAAGUGUCACAGGGCCAGAAUCAGUAGCCUCCUUCAUGAUGUCAUGAUGCAAUCACAUACGUUUAUUUAAUUGUUAAUAUCUUAAAAAUUCUGAAAUGUUUUUAUUUUUUACCUUGAACAGUUCACUGAGCUUGCACUGUCACUGAGGUGGAAGCUGGAAUCAACAGCAGACACCUCACAUCUUGGUCUUUUCAGGGGUGUGGACGGUGCUCUGGGACUUUCUGGAAGAUGAAUUUCCGUCAUGGUCCCUGUGUCACAAGACACACUGGCUGGGAGCUCUAAACUGGGUGGCUAUGUAAAAACAAAGAAGCAGCACAUUUAUAAAUGUUUAAAAGCGCAUAAAAUCACGUGUAACAAUAAUCUGUAAAACAAAUUAAAACUAGAAGGUAAUAAUAAAAUGUUUACAUAGACGAUUAUUAAAAAUAAUUUACCUUUGCUACGCCGGUAAGGCUUCACGUCAGCCUGGACAAGUGCAUUCUUGCAGCUAAAUCAGUCUGACAGCCAGUGUCUUGGGUAGAUUUAGCCUGAAAAAAAAUAGAAGCACAUUGUUGUUGGAGUUUAUAAAGUCAGAUAAUAUACAAAAGAAACUGUCCUAUAUAGGCGCUUUAUAACAUUCCUAGUGUGUGAUAGUUAUUAUAAUGUAAAAGUCAGUCACAUAUGAUGUGAAGAGAGCCUGAAAUGCGACCUCCUGAACAGAAUUCCUUACAGAACCGGGUCACGCUUGGUGUAAAGCUGGAUGUCAACUAGUGCUGUGUUAGUUAGAGCAACUGUUAGCAGAAUUACCAACUGACACAAAAACAACCCGAAUUUUCUCAGAGCCUGACAGUAAUGGUCAUGUGGACCGUUUCGUCAGCCAGGGCUUUGAGAUAUGUUCCGAUUCGCCGCUGAUUCCAACCUUACAUCCCGUUCCACAUUUUGUGAACUUGAUAAAUUAGCCCAAAGGCAGUGCAGAAGUGAACCACGUCUCUCAAACUUUGCAUUUAGGUAGGGAAUUGCCUUUAGAAGAUGUUAAAACUUUUAUUUAGCUUACUCACCUCAGACUGGAGCCCGCCAUGGUGGGGGAGCAGAGUUGGUGGGCUGCAUCUAAAUCGCGGAAGAGCCACAGUGGGCACAGCCUCUCUCUUCAAACGGAGACGUGCAGAAUAACCCAGUUGAAAUUCCAUCAUGUUGGCGAAGGAAUCGCGGGUAAAAUGCUGGUUGCAAACUACAGCACCAGGCGGGAGCUGACUGUUUUCCAGACACCGAUUGCGCGCAACCACUGGCGCCUAAUUUUCUAAGUCCAGUGGAAAGGAGUGCAACCCCACAGACCGCAACCACACUACACUACACCUUCUCACCAUACUAACACAAUAUGGAACUCUAAACCCGAACUACUUUCCUAAUCACACUAACAGCCAAACACUAACUAAACUACAAUAUCCAACAGCCAAGCUAACACUAAAUAAGUAUGUAUAACACUAAAAGCUAUGCUAAAGAUUAGGAUAUGCUAAUGCUAUAUGCUAAUGCUGAACUACCGCUAACCGUCCUACACUCGCUUGCAAAUCCAACUCCCAGCUCGCCACAAGGCGUGGCCGACACUCUCAAUGCUUUUAUAACUUUGACACAGAGCUGCUAUAGUACUCUACUGGUUUACGUAGUAUCUUUCUCUUUAGCCAUUGGCUAAAAUUUAUUCAAAAUGACUCAAACUGUUUUAAGCUGAAGGUGGUGGUGCUAUACUGUGGUAUUUAGGCAGAAUUUUUAAUUUUUAAAGAAAAUGCACCAAAAUGUUAAAAUAAUGAAUACUAUUAGACACUCAUUUAUACAGUUUAUCAGCCAAAAAAAGUUAAUUAAGACAUUACUUGCUCUUUAAUGAAGCCCUGCCAAAAUACCUAAUCCAACACUGCAAAGGAGCAAGAAUGAGGUACAUGCAAUACCUCGAGGAUGAAAAAAGAAUAAAGAACAAACUGCAAAUGAGAGGAAAAGAAAGGAGCUCCACCAAGACAUAGAAAAUGUCAAAGCAAAACAGAAAAGAAUAAUGAUAAGCAGUGAGAUGAUGCAGAAAGAGGCAGACGAAAUGGCAAUGAAAGCAGAAAAAAACCAGGACUUCACAUAACUGUCCAAAUCCAAUGCUUAUCACAAAAGUGUGGCUGAGAAAAAGGAAGAGCUACAAGCCCUAGCCAAAACCUGGAAGACCUGCAGAAGAGCGCCAAGAAGCUACAAUAACUGAGAUUUAUUUUAGAGAAACAUUUUAAUUGAAAUGACAUUGCUUUGUUUUAUAUUGACUUUUUUGCACUGCAGGAUAGGGUUUGAGUUUGACAUUUAUAUUUUUGAUUUACUUUUGCAGUGAUUUUCAUUUUUACUUCUAGAAUGCAGGUGUCAGAUGCACUAAGUCAGCUGUAAGUAAACAGUAAAAAGUUAAACUGAAGGAAUUUGUUUUGGUGAUUUAUUGAACAUAAAAUACUUUUUGAAGAAAGCAAGAGGGAGAAAAAUAAACAUUUGAGCAUUACUGUCAAAUACAAGAUAUAAGGUACCUGUCAUGAGUCAGGGUGAGUACACCUGUCAAACAUUCCAGCUUUGAGUUGUGUUUCAGGAGAGGGAGGCUUCCAGCUGUGGCAGAUUAACAAUCAGCGGUACCAGCUACUUAAGGAGUGGGGGAACACACCUCGACGCGGGAUGAUUACUUCAACUCGGAUUUUGGGUCUUCACUGGUGCAGAAGCUUCUCUGGAUUCUGUUACUCACCUGGAUACUCACCUUCUACAAAAACCUUCCGGACUCAGCGCUCUGGUGUUCUCCUCCAUCAGCUCCGCUCACCUGCUCUCCACACGCUCCCUCUCCUGGAAAUACUCACCUGGACACACCCCGACUCUAGAUCUGCCCUUCCCCAUACCUCCACCCACCUAAAUCCCUAGUGUGAGGACCUGCAGGCCAGGCUGGUUCAGGAUCAGUGUCUUCUUACAUCCUGCCUCCUGACUGAGUGUGGGACCUGAAGGACGGCAGCACUGAAUGGACACAACAUGGGGUCAGAUGAGGCUUACAACUUUGUUUUCAAGGUCGUUCUAAUCGGAGAAUCUGGGGUUGGAAAAAGCAACCUGCUGUCCCGCUUCACCAAAAAUGAGUUCAGCCACGACAGCCGCACAACCAUUGGAGUGGAGUUCAGCACACGGACUGUUCAGCUCAACGGCUUGACCAUCAAGGCCCAGAUCUGGGACACAGCUGGGCUGGAGCGGUACCGCGCCAUCACCUCUGCGUAUUACAGAGGUGCCGUUGGAGCCCUGGUGGUCUAUGACAUCACCAAACAUCUCACCUAUGAGAGUGUGGAGCGCUGGCUGAAGGAGCUGUUCGACCACGCUGACCCCCACAUAGUUGUAAUGCUGGUGGGAAACAAAACUGACCUGGAGUCGGAGAGAUCGGUGCCCACGGAGGAGGCCAAAGACUUUGCAGAAAAGCAAAACUUGUUGUUUCUGGAGACCUCCGCUCUGCAGUCUACUAAUGUGGAAGCAGCGUUCAGCAGCGUCUUAGCAGAGAUUCACAGGAAGGUGAGCAGUAAAGAAGUGGUCCGUGGCUCCCUCAACGCCGUGACCCUGAACAAUCGCAGAGGAGAAAACACAGAGGAGCAGAAACCCUGCUGCAGGAACAUCUGAUCGCUCCGUCCCUCAAGGGCCCACCCUCAGCGCUGAUCUGGGAUCUGACUAGAGACGGGGCGACAGGGUGGCUCGACAUGGAGAAGCGACCCUGGUUGGAAUCACCAGAAGAUGUGUGUGCUUGAACGUUUCAGCUGAUGUGGCUAAAACCAACUUCAGGUUUUAAACAACAACUGCUCCCUCUUGAAUGACGGGCAAAACUCAAAUAAAUAAAUCAACCUAAAAUUAAAUUAUUUAUAAAUCUUUUAGAAAAGUCUGUGACACAUAAAUCCAUCCUGUCAUUUUUCAGAUUGCAAAUAUUUCACAAGUGAUUCUUUUCUUUUUAAAAUCAGCUGUUUGUUUAUAUUGUGUAAAUUUUAGCGUCUGAGACGAUUUGAUGAUUUUACUCCUUUAUCGUAUUUCUGGUUUUGUUUCUCAAUAAAUAAGUUAUGGAAACAAAA